Ictalurus punctatus (channel catfish) is the source of this 2506-nucleotide messenger RNA. It is a transcript of the gene pdxka, whose product is annotated as pyridoxal (pyridoxine, vitamin B6) kinase a. Gene Ontology annotation, biological process: pyridoxal 5'-phosphate salvage. The record is from RefSeq and is a predicted model, not a curated record. The transcript has 11 exons. Bases 215 to 1135 code for a protein of 306 amino acids. Gene Ontology annotation, cellular component: cytosol. Lineage: Eukaryota; Metazoa; Chordata; Actinopteri; Siluriformes; Ictaluridae. Gene Ontology annotation, molecular function: pyridoxal kinase activity.
AAUAUUGACCCAAGUGUGUGGAAGUCCUGGGUAAAAGCAGGCGUAGCCCUCACCUUAAAGAGUUUAGGGACUUGCAUUUUGCAGUAGAGACGUUGCAGAGUUUCACUACAGUUUUUCAGUUCCUUUCUUGCUUCCUUUUUAAUGAGUAUCGAGAAGCGUCUAGUCAUUUUACAGCGAGCCUAACGGGACUGAUCAGUGCUGAGCCUCCUUCAACAUGGACUGUCGCGUGCUGUCAAUUCAGAGUCACGUGGUUAGGGGAUAUGUUGGAAACAAGUCGGCCACCUUUCCUUUACAGGUGCUUGGCUUUGAAGUGGACUCUAUAAACUCCGUACAAUUCUCCAAUCACACAGGUUACGGGCACUGGAAGGGACAAGUGCUAACUGCAGAUGAGCUACACGUCCUUUACGAAGGGAUUAAACUCAACAAAGUCAACCAUUAUGACUACGUGCUUACAGGUUACUCCAGGGAUGUGUCUUUCCUGGAGAUGGUGGCGGACAUUGUGCAGGAGCUGAAGAGUGUCAACCCCAGGCUUGUCUAUGUAUGUGAUCCAGUCAUGGGAGAUAAUGGAUCAAUGUACGUUCCAGAAGCCCUGCUGCCUGUGUACAGGGAUAAAGUGGUGCCAGUAUGCGACAUCAUUACGCCCAACCAGUUUGAGGCCGAGCUCCUGACGGGAAGAAAGAUCAGUACGGAAAAAGAUGCAGUUGAGGCAAUGGAUCUGCUGCAUGCUAUGGGUCCCGACACUGUGGUCAUCACCAGCUCAGACCUGCUCUCUUCUCUGGGAGAUCAGUAUCUAGUGGUCUUGGGUAGCCAGAACACAGUGACAGCAGAUGGCAGUGAAGAGAAGCAACGCAUCAGGUUGGACAUUCCCAAAGUAGAUGCCGUGUUUGUGGGCACUGGGGAUCUGUUCGCUGCUAUGCUGCUGGCGUGGACGCACCGACACCCUAAUGACCUCAAAAAAGCCUGUGAGAAGACGGUUUCUGUGAUGCAGCAUGUCAUUAAGAGGACCAUCACCUACGCCACGGAGGUGGCUGGUCCUGACCGGAGACCGAGUCCUGCACAGCUGGAGCUGAGAAUGGUGCAGAGUAAAGCAGACAUUGAAGAUCCUGCCGUAACGGUCAAUGCUGUGGUGCUCUAGGGUUUCACUUCCUUCCUCUUCCAGACUGCCCCGGAGCCCUCGCAUGCGAAAGCAAUCUCGCAUCAGAGGACACAACCACAUUAUUGUGUAGAGCAGGAAAGACCUGUGAAUGUUUACCGUGAUUAAAACGCACAGGUAAAAUCACAGGUCGUCCACAUACUAACCAAAUAAUAACUAAAGCCAGGCUGGCAUUUUUGUUCGACUUAUAUAGUACUGUAUAAAGAUGGAGCAGUUUUUUAAUAUUCUAAUAAAAUAACGUGAAAGAAGCACGUCCUGAUCAGAUUUACUGUAAUCAUCUGAGCAGAUGUAUGCUGCUAAAAAGGAUGGUUUUAAUUUCAAUAACACCACGUUACUAGCACAGGACGACAAUAUAUUCGCAAUGCUUCCUCAUUAUAAACUAGAUGGUAGUUAGACACCGCUUCCUGAUUGGAAUAGGACAUGAUUUUCUUAUAUGAUAUCCAUAUAACUUCUAUAUUCCACACAAGUGAUGCAUUUUCCCAUUCAACAUGAAUAAAGUAAUGUUUCUCACAUAAUAUUAGCUUAAUGGUUAGGGAAAUGUCAUUGGUCUUGUGGAAUGUGUGCAAGCUUCAUUACCGCAUACUGCAUGACUUAGAAAAUAUAGUUUGGGAGAGUAUUACCGUUAGAGAAUCUGGUUUCCACUGUUCUUGGCCUCGAGAAUGUGGCGGUUAGUCCACAAUCUAGUAGUCACGUAACCCGCUUUACCAUUUAUUUUUCCUAUUUUUUAAUACUGUUAAUGGAGCAUUUGGCGUUCACAUAUGGGGAUUUGUGAAGUAGUCGGUGAUGAAGAGGAGGGAGAAGCCAGGUUGUGAGAAUGCACACCUGGCACUGAUUUGGCUCAGUGGGGGAGAGAGAGAGAGAGAGAUAAAGGAGUGGCUGGAAGCGCCAGCGUCACACACUUCAAAGCUGGGCAAGGAGGAGGCAGGAACUGGCUAAGGUUUAAUCAUCAACAGAACUCAAACAUAAUAAUGAUAAGGAGUCUUUAUUGGUCACAUAUACAGUAGAGAACAGUGAAAUUGUUUUCUUUGCAUACCCCAGCCUGUCACGAAGCUGGGGGUCAGAGCACAGGGUCAGCCAUGUAAAACACAAGCUUAAUCCAAACACAAAAUGCACAUGCGUGUGUCUCGCUCUCCCACUGGUGCUUCCAGCCGCUCCUUUAUCUCGCUCUCUCUGCGCAACCUGGCUUCUCCCUUCACUCCGUCACAUGGGCUUUGGGACCUAAAUAUACUGCAGUGUAUUAAAAUAAUGAAAUAAAAUGAUCACAGGAACCUUUUGUACAAGUAAUAACUGUCCAUUUUUACAAUCUAGCAGUAAAAAUGAUCAAUAAAAACCCACUUUUUGUCAUGUCCGUAA